Theileria parva strain Muguga is the source of this 2051-nucleotide messenger RNA. RefSeq names its product Eukaryotic membrane family protein. NCBI's taxonomy places the organism in Eukaryota, Apicomplexa, Aconoidasida, Piroplasmida, Theileriidae. Gene Ontology annotation, biological process: maintenance of protein localization in endoplasmic reticulum. The transcript has 6 exons. The record is from RefSeq and is a predicted model, not a curated record. Gene Ontology annotation, cellular component: endoplasmic reticulum membrane. Bases 140 to 2035 code for a protein of 631 amino acids.
AUAAUACGAUAUGCAAUUCUAGAUGAAACUUAUUAAAAUAAUUAUUUGUAUUUUUUAUAAAAGAUUUUAUAUUGUAAAUUAAAAUGUGUUUCGUGAUUAAACUGGCUUUUAAAAGGUACAAGUUUACUGGCUUGUGAUCAUGAAAUUUUACGUUUUAAACCUUUUCAAAUUUGUAAAACUAGAGUUCAAAGGGCUGUCCAACUACUACGACCUUGACGAUGACAAUAAUAACCUAAAUAAGUCAAAUUCUACGGAUGCCACUAACAAUAUCCAAAAUUUCUCGAGCAGUGAAAUCCAUAACACUGAAUUUAUCAACAGCAAAGAUUUUGAGAAGAAUAAAAAUGUCCUAGAAUCCUUAAAUUCCGACACAUUUUGUAAAAAAUGUCAAAAUAAAAUAGAAUCAAGUGAUAAACCGCCCUGUAAAGAUUACAACGAGUCCUUGAAUUCACCUAAUGGAACAAAUAACACAGAUAAAUUUGGCUAUAACUUUGUACUAGAUUCAAUUCCUAAGAAUCUUCUACUGCACAUGGCAAGACUCCCCAAAUUUUUCGAAAAGUUAAUUUUCCAUUCCGUUGGCAUUUGUCUUGACUCUGUUUUAUUUGAACUAACAUUCAUGCCAAUUCAGGCCGUAACUACUGUAUCAUAUCUUAUUACUAGGUUUUUAUUAUACGUUUUUAAAGAAUUAAAGUAUAUGUUUCGCAAUGAUUUCUUAAACCUCUUCAACAAUCAUAAAGAUAAGGAACUUAAUAGUGGUAGAAGUGAUAAAUCAAGUGAGAAUUUUGAUGAGCCGAGAAACAUAACAUUGACAGAGGUGUGUGGAUGCGUGAGGUUUCUAGUGCUGUUGGCGACAGUUUAUAUCUUUUCAUUUAUAGAUACAUCAAAGGUGUACCAUAAUAUAAAGGCGCAACCAAUAAUGAAAUUAUACGUGCUCUUUAACAUGCUAGAAAUUUGUGAAAGGCUUUGCAGAUCAUUCAACAGAGAUAUAAUGGACAGUCUCGUUAAAACUACAAUUAACAUAUUUAUAAUUCAGUUCAAUAACACUAAUGUGUCAAGUGCCAGAGUAAAUUUUCAGAAACCUGAUUCUCAAAAGUGUCAAUUAGGCAAUAACGGAAACAAAAGUUUUUUAAAUUCACACACCAAUAACACACAGAAUCAUCCUAAUAAGUCUGUAAACAGGAGAUCAUCAUUAGACUCUGAAGGAUUUGUUCCUGGAAAUAAAACAGAAUCGCUGUUGAGCAGUUGUAGAAACCACGUGGAUGGGUUCAAUAUAUAUUAUAAAUUUGUAUUUCUGUACUGUUUUGUAGUCUUAACAAUAACUUUUCACGCGUUUAUACACUUGGUGAGGGUGCUGAUUCUGAACAUAGCAAUUAAUUCGCCAGAGUACACUAUGUUCUUGGUCUUAAUAACGAACAACUUCGGUGAAAUCAAGUCCUCAGUGUUCAAAAAACACACUCAGCUUUCACUAUUCAUAAUAUUCGCAUCAGAUGCUGUUGAAAGAUGUCAUUUAGUUUUAGACGGAUUACUAGUGUUCUUCAAAAUGUCGACAUCCAGAAGGAAUUUGAAUUCGUACAUUUCAGUUUUCAGCUGGCUUUUUCUAGUGUAUGGCAUUGAGGUCUUAAUUGACCUCGUAAAGCACUCAUACCUGAUUAAGUUCAAUAAACUACUUUCAGAAACGUUUGAAAAAUACGAUUCCGUCCUAAUCGCAGAUAGACUGCUAUCAAGAUCACUGUAUAACCUAAGGAGUCUGACAUUUUAUAAAUUAAAAGUACCCUGUAAGUGCUCAUUCUCAUUCUCACACAUCUCUUCAAGGCGGUUGGGGUUCAUAUCAUCGCCAAUUGUGACUUUGAUAAUAUCCACAAUACCUAAAAUGGGAUUUCACAUUUCACCGAAGAUCCUGAUCAUCUCUGCCUUUUCGUGGCUCUCACUGUUUUUCGUUAAAAUCACAACAUCGAUUCUUCUUACCGGUUAUUGCAUCAAGAAGAAGGACCAGAUUUAUUCCCUGGACCCAGAACUGUAUAAAAUCGGGGCCUUGUAAUCUCAUCUUUCUAGUA